AUGUCGACUAUUAAACGUCAGCAGGAAAUUACUCAGCUUACACCAGGACGUAACCUCUCGCAAAAAGCAGCUGCAUCUCAGCCUUCUACUCCUCGUACAAAUCCUAAUGAGGAGCCAUUGUUGCCUAAUUGGAGCAUCCAGCCCGACCAAAACAUUGUUCAAAAAAAAGCAUACCUUGUAGACAGCGUAACUGCAGGUCAAUUGGACACAGGCUCUAACCAGUCACAGCUGGAGGUUAAAAAACGAACUACCCUGGAUACUAAAGAAUCGGCAGCAGGUCAAGAAAUUCCAGCUGACGCGACGUCAAGUAACCCACAUGAAGGUAUCGAUAUGACUGAUGCCAUGGGAAAGCCUAGAAUGAGUAGUGGAGGUGGUUGUCCAGUCAUGCGCAUGUCGUCUGGUCAAACUCGCGAGGGAGACUUUUCAUAUGGCAACCAAGUCUCUAGAUCCGUUGCUGACCAGUUUCGAAACGAAUUUAACGAGAAGAACAGGUCAUUGUAUGAUAGCCUGCGCAACGAGUGCGAGCGUAUCGAGGCAAAUUAUUUAGAAGCUGAGCGCGAAGUAGAAAAGACCGACGACAUUGCGUUUUUGAUGAGUCGCCAUGAAACUGAAGUCUCAAACCUUAUAAAUGCACAGAAUGCAGAAAUGAAACAAAGAAACGAAAAUUUUGAAAAAAUGAUGGCUGCUCGAAAAGACCGAAAGCAGAGCAAACGUAUCCAGCGUGCUACGAUCCGCCAAACUAAAUGCCGUGACAUGACCAUACUUCGACAAGAGGCUGCGUCUCAGGCUGCUCUUUCUGUUCGUAAGGCUCUUUCUGAAAGACGCGAAGCGUUUGAAUUGCUGGUUGCCCACAUGGAGACCACCCACGAGAAACAGCGCAAACAGCAAUCGGCUACACAGGAACGCAAGAUUUCAUAUGAAAGAAUGCUUAAUGAUUUAGAAACCAAACAUCUACAGGAAGAAGUUAGGAAUACCUUGAUCAAAAAGUUUCAAGUUCGCCAAUCUCAUCAAAUGGCUCUCAAUAAGCGAAUCAAUGAUCAGCUUCGAGAACUACAGCAAGUCGAACUUCGUCUUGCCAAGGAACGUUUUGAACUUGAUGUCGCAUGCUUUGAAGAAAGUAUUAAUUUAAAAAAUUCUCACACAGAUCGACUUGCAGAGCUUGCUGAAGCACAGCUCACCGAAAUGUAUGGUGAAAAAGAACGUCUUGUUUUUAAACGCGAAACCGACAAGGUCAACAUCUUGACUCUACAACAUGCCAGUGAAGGGAAGCGUAUUCAUCAUGCAAAUCGCAUUUCUAUUCGUCAAAUGCGCCUCAACCAUGAGCAAAUUUUGGCUGGUAGAAAGGGCCGUAAGUUGGAUGGAUCCCCUGGUGGCGUUGGUCCAAUUAUCAUUUCCAGCAACGUUGGAAGCAAGAAAAUGUCUCGCUCUGGAUCCAAUUCUUCGAUUGAUGCGUCUGGCUGUGAUAUGGCAAGUUUUGCUUCUGGAGGAUCUCCUGGUCGCACAAAUCUUGCACUCAACUCUGCAGUCGCCUUUGGAAGAAACAGUGGAUUCAGCAAUCAAAACUGUGAAGACGAAGAUGAGGAGGGUCCUGUUGGUGAAGCUCGUAAAAUGCUUUUACAGAGCAUUACUACACUUCAGCUUAAGCAGCGCGAUGAGAAGAAUGCACUUCUCAAUUUGCUCAAGCAGGAAAUGAACGACUGCACUCUUUCAAUAGAUGCGCGUGUGACUGAGUUGGACGAGCAGCAUCAAUUGGAGCUUGACAAACUGCGUUCUGAUCAUUCUGCAGAGGUUGACCAGAUGAUCUCCAUUCAAGAAAAAGAAAUACAGAUGGAACAGUCCGUUCACGAUGCUGAGAUGAAAAUGCUUGUUGAACGACGCAUUCUUAACAGUGUGCUUGAAACCGUUGUUGAUGGCAUCAUUAACAUUACUCCUACUGGUGUCAUUCGUCGUUUCAAUGCGGCUGCUGAGAAAAUGUUUGGGUACUCCUCCAUGGAGGUUAUUGGAAAAAAUAUAAAAAUCCUAAUGCCGCACAGAUAUUCUAGAGAUCAUGACCAAUAUCUUGUCAACUACCUUACCACCGGUAUCAAAAAGGUGAUUGGCAGUGGUCGCCACGUUCAUGGUUUGAAAAAAAAUGGUACCGAGUUCCAUUUACAAUUGUCCAUCUCCGAAGUCAAGGAGAAUGAUCAACAUCUUUUCACAGGAAUUGCUCGGGAUUUGACAGAAGAGAUCCGUUUGCAAGAAUUAUCUCGUGCCAAGGAUUUACAAAAGAAAGAUGAACUUGAAGCUCUUGUCACCCAGCUUGACAUUUCACGAAAAAAAGCAGAUGGCCUUCUUAGUCAAAUGCUUCCUCCCAGUGUUUCACACCAACUUCUCGAAGGAAAAACUGUUGAACCACAGUCAUUUGAAUCUGCUACUAUUUUUUUUCUUGAUGUUGUUGGAUUUACAACUCUUUGUUCUGGAGUUUCUCCUAUUGAAACGGUGUCCUUGCUCAACGCGAUAUACAAUACUUUUGACGAGGUGAUUGAGCAGUACGAUGCAUACAAGGUUGAAACUAUUGGAGACUCGUACAUGAUUGUAUCUGGUGUUCCUACCGCAAAUGGCACUCGCCACGCCGCUGAAAUUGCAUCUUUGGCUCUACAUAUUCUUUCCAAAGUGCAUACUUUCAAAUUUGAUCGUAACCCCGAGCUAAAACUUCGUGUUCGAAUUGGUAUAAACACUGGCCCAGUAGUUGCUGGUGUCGUUGGUUCAAAAAUGCCUCGCUACUGUCUUUUUGGAGAUACCGUCAAUACCGCAUCGCGCAUGGAGUCCAGUGGACAGCCAAUGAAGAUUCAAAUAAGUGAAAGUACUUACAGGGCUUUAACUGCUGUGGGUGGGUAUCGAAUUACUCCUCGUGGCGAGCAGGAUAUCAAGGGCAAGGGCAGAAUGAGUACAUAUUUCCUGACUGGAAAAAACGACUUUCCCUUUGAACUCCCACCUCAGUAGCUAAAAUAACUACAGCAGAUAAUGCCAUGCAUCAAUAACUGUUGGCUAAUAUGGACAAAUUUAGCGUAAAAAAGACUAUUUUUAUGAUGGUGGUUUGAUGUUUAGCGACAAU
Messenger RNA from Batrachochytrium dendrobatidis JAM81, 3094 nucleotides. RefSeq lists its product as uncharacterized. Gene Ontology annotation, molecular function: guanylate cyclase activity; peptide receptor activity; adenylate cyclase activity. Gene Ontology annotation, cellular component: plasma membrane. The transcript is spliced from 6 exons. NCBI's taxonomy places the organism in Eukaryota, Fungi, Chytridiomycota, Chytridiomycetes, Rhizophydiales. Bases 1 to 2982 code for a protein of 993 amino acids. The record is from RefSeq and is a predicted model, not a curated record. Gene Ontology annotation, biological process: intracellular signal transduction; cGMP biosynthetic process; receptor guanylyl cyclase signaling pathway.